CUGGCUACAGUAUGGAGGUGGAAGAAGAGAAUGGAGGUGCCUUGCUGCCACUGCACAACCUUCAGCACCAUCCCUUCUAAUCAAGGAAAACUGAGUUACACAGGAACAUUGCAGUGACACAAAACUGGGCAUAUGCACCACCGUCUGGUAUAUGAACAGAGUGCGAGGUGAUAAAAAUACAUGAUGACCCUGCCACCAUAAAAAUUUAUCCAGCGCCGCCUGCUCAAGAUGCUGAUUAGGCAAUGCCUAAAGACAGUGUUGUCAAGACAGUGGAGGACAGGCAGGUUUCAGGACGAGGCAGCAGCUGUCUCCCUGUGAGACAGGGAAGUAGGAAGGGCUCAGGGCAGGUGUCACUGCUUUGUCAAGACUCACUGCAAAACAAUUGGACAAAAUGCUUAAGGCCCCUUCCAUCAAAUCACUAAGCCCUGCCCACAUUCCAAAGUGACAGGGAGUUUCGCCCCGCCCUGCCCACUCCUCCUCCCGACCCCAUAGAGAUCCACAAGAGGAAGCUGCUGAUGUGGUUUAACCACCUUCCUAAAGAGGAGGAACAGUUUGGAUGUCUCUUUAGUUCAGAGACCAUGCAUGUUGCUCCGCUUAUUAUAGAGAGAAGAGAUGAGGAGAGGGCGGCUUUAGUUCAGAGACCAUGCAUGUUGCUCCGCUUAUUAUAGAGAGAAGAGAUGAGGAGAGGGCGGGACUUCUCCAAUCACCUUUCCAAACUCAGAUCUCCUCUAGCCAUUCUCUGACUGAAGAACAGCUUUUUGAGCCUACCAAUACCUGGAGUGAAGGUCGUGGACUCAAUGUGCUGCUUGUAUGGUGCUGUGGGACUGGGAAGGCUACAUAGUUCGAAAGCUGGUGCUGGACUGGUGUAAAGGAACCACAAUGACUCGGUUCAAGCUGCUUGUUCCUUUCUCAUGUGAAGACCUCAACCAGCUCUCAAAGGUGGUUUCUUUAAGAGAUCUGGUUGGCAGGAAGUAUCUUCAUUUGAAAAAACAUCCAUUACUCAAUGGGGAAAGAGACCAGGCCAAGGAUGUGCUUUUCCUCUUCAAUGGAAUGGAGAAGAUGCAACUAGACUUCCGGAUUGGGUCCUCUGAACUUUGCAGUGAUCCUAAUGAGCCUCUUCCAUCACAUGUAAUCAUUGUGAACUUGCUUAGGAAAUAUCUACUACCUGAGGCCAGUAUCUUGAUGGUCACCAGACUGUCUGCUGUGGAAUACAUCCCUCAGAAGUAUGUGAGUCGUUACGCACAGAUUUGUGGAUUCAGUGACCCAGAUCGGCAGCGUGCAUACUUUACCAGCCGCCUACUGCAGAGUGAAGAAGCAGCACACAACAAAGAGGCCCAGACACUGAUAGAGCUUCUUUACCUCAACCUGCAGAGUGAAAGCCAGCUGGCUGCUGCUUGCUUUCUACCCUCUUACUGUUGGCUCACAUGUGCUACUUUACACCUUCUUCAUUUUACCAGUGCUCAGGCACCCAUUCGCACACUGACGGGUAUAUAUACUAGUUUUUUUAGGCUUAACUUUGGGGGGGAGGUGCUGGGCACAAAAACCGGCACGAGUGUAUCCACUCAGGACAAUCACAGUUCUUUAAUGAUGUAUGUUGUCCGUACAGUUGGCAAACUUGCGUUUGAUGGUGUGAUGAACAAACGUACAUCUUUCUCGGACAAGGAACUGGAACAGUGGAUUGGUGGUAAAAUGAAGACCGAUGAGGAGCUUCAUCAGCUGGCCAUGUUCCAAACGGAUGUGCUAGACUUCUUCCUAGCUCCAUGUGUAAAGAGUGGAAAACAUUUAUCAAAAGAACUCUUUGAAAAUGAUGACAAGCAAUAUGUCUUUGCUGUCCCAGCUAUGCAGGAGUACCUAGCAGCUCUCUAUGUGGUAUUGGGAGAAAACAAAUCAGCUUUAGAGAAGCUAACCAGCCAAAUGUCUGUAGCCAUUGGUCAAGCAAGUGAGGAUGUAAGUGCUCUCGUAAACAUCCUUUCUAAGUUUGUUCCACUCCGGCUCUUUGCUAUAUUCAACCUGCUUAAGCUUGUUCCAAAACUCUAUGAGAAAAUGAGAAGUCGGAACAAAGGAAAAAUUGCCAGAACAAUGGCAGCUGAGAUGUUCCGCACAGAGGACAGCUAUAAUGAGGAUGUCCUGGAUCAAGUGGAGCAAAGCCUUUUGGGAGUCCAUGGCCCGCAGCCGCAAAAGUAUGAUGGCAGCCAACCUUUUGAGCUUUACCCCAUCUUCAUGGGAGGAUUGUUACAAUAUAGUAACCGGGUACUUCUUAAGCAACUAGACUGCAACAUUCAAAGCACCACAGUUGUUCAGAUAACACGAGCCCUCAGGAAGUACCUUGUCAGAGAGCUAAGCAAGCCCCAGCCACCAGAGGAGCUAAUGGAUCUGCUAGUCCUUCUGUAUGAGUUUCAGAAUCCCAGACUGACUGAGGAGGUCCUAUCCUCAAUCAAAAGCAUUCGUCUAACCAACAUUCGGAUGACGUCACUCAAAUGCUUCAUAUUGAGCUCUGUGCUUUCAUGCACCUCUUCAAGUUAUCACCUAAAAGAGCUGGACCUGUCAUCCUGUUUCCUGACUUGUAAUAUGCUGGAGAUGCUUGGGCCGGCUUUAAGACAUUCACACAUCCUCAAUCUGCAGUUUAACAACUUGGGUCCUGAUUCAUGCAUCCUUCUGAGAGACCUGCUUCUAGAUCCUAAGACCUGUCUUAGUUCUCUACAGCUCUGUGAUAACCCACUGUUGGACUCUGGAAUCAGCAUCAUGUUGGACGCCCUACCAGAAAACCAGUCCCUGGUGUACCUAUCCCUGAUGCACACUGGGUUGGGGGACAUAGGAGCUCUAGAGUUGGCUGAAAGGCUUCAGCAGCACACAGGGCUCCAGGAGCUCAAUGUAGCCUAUAACAUUAUCAGCGACAAGGCAGCUGCGACUCUGGUUGAUGCCUGCAGGGAGCAUCCCAGCAUUCACACUGUACACUUGUAUUUUAAUCCUAUUACUGAUGAGGGAAAGCAGUCUUUGUAUGGCCGGGGGGUACCAAUUAACGAAGGUAGCAACCGGCGGGUCAAAGUCCUGGCUUCUGUCACUGAAGGAUCAGACAUCUCUGAAGACUGGCACCCUAUACUCAAAGUGAUUCAAGAGAAUGCAUCAUCCUGGGACCGUAAACGUGUGAAGCAGCAGCUUAAGGUUUUCCUCCAGGAUCUGGAGUGGGGACGUAAGAUGCAACAGAGCUUCUGGAAGAGGCUUCACUUUCGCAAAGUGCAGAAAAGUGUCCAGGCAACUUUACAGAUUUUAGAGAAGGACUCUUCUUCCAAAGAGGCAAAAUAAACCUGAGAAAGAUUCAAAAGAGAAAAAUCUAUUUUGACAUUUAAAUCUGUAUCAUUAUGGAAUAAGGUAGAGAUGCCCCUUAUUGUCCCUCAAAUAGGAAAUUCAGGAAUACCAACAGCAAAGUUAAUGAUGAAUCAAAGCAUGCAGAUUUACACAAGAGCAAAAAUCUAAAACUGAAAAUUACAAGAAGACACUGCACAGUAAGGGCACAUUCUGCUCUGUCUCUCAGUGGAGGCGGUCACUUUUUCCUGCUGCUGCUCCCUAUCUCCCUGCUGUCCCUGCUUUUGCUGUCUUGUCUUUCUGAGCCCUCUCUUCAUAUCACCCAAAUUCUGAAACAAUGGAUCUGGUCUGCUGGUCUCUCAAUGCAAUUGAUGAAUUUUUUUCGAAGGGAACGCAAAGUAAAGGGGACCCAUCCUGUCCUGAAGGGACACACUUCUUGGGAUACACCCUAGAUUCUUGGAACAGGUGGAAAAUGGUGUGUUUUUCGAUUUUGUCAGUCGAGGACGUUGAAGACGUAUACAUGUUUGCUUUCAUGAUACUCGGAUUUCUUCUAUUUGGAUUUGGAGGAUAGCUGAUGUAUCUACAAUUACAGAGGAUGCCGGUGGCAAUUAUGGCCAUGAUCAGGCUGCCGGCCCCAUUUGAUGAGCUCACAAAGGCUGUGAACAAGCAGAACCGUAACCUGGAUGAGCAGAGCUGCAAGCAGGGUGUGAUGGAACACAGGCUGACUGCGGUGGUUGAACUCGGAGGUGAGAUGGGAUAAAAUUCAAAGCGGAAAAGCCCAACAAAUUCGGAAUAUUGGAUUUUCCACAUGGAGCCCAGAGACAUAGACUUCAAGGCUGACAGAAAAUUUGUGCAGCUUGCUCUCAAAACAAAAAGUGCAUUUUGUGUUUGCCUCCCCCCCCCCCUUAUCAAAACUCCCCUGGAUUUUAUGGUGGAAGGGCCCAGAACUGCUGCCUCCACCCUCCCCCUGUGGACACCCGUGGAUGCGUUCAGAAGUGUGACGCUGUUGAUCAACUUUCCAUCAUAUCAAGGACAAUGGCCUCUGGAAAGCGUUCAUGAACAAAUUGCACACACUCACACACAAUUUUACAUGGACUCACAUGUGACAUCCAAGCCUCCAAUGUAACCCUCUGCUGGAACGUUGUCUCGUCAUAUGUGCUUUACUUGUGCAAAUUUUUUUUUCAUAUCUCAAACUGUACCCUAUAAAGAAUAAAGUAUGAAAUAUGCUUUUGUUCCCCUCUCCGUCCCCAAAUCUGGCUCCUAUCUUUCCAGAGUUAUAGGCAGCGCCCUAAGGAAACCGCAUCAAGGCUGGGUCCUUGGCAGUUAAGGAAUGCGCCUAAAGGCUGCGUUCUUUUGGUAUCAGUCAACCGUUCCCCUGCCCAGCCCCCCCCCCCCCCGAGCCCCAAAUGUAUGUGAAGGACAGUUGUACUGAAACUGUAAUUUCGAUUACAAUGCAAAUAAGUAGUUGACAAAGAUAGAUUCCUAUCAGCUGUAGAUGAGAAUAAGAAUUCCUUUAUUGUCAUGCAAUGGGGAAAUUCGAGUGUGACAGUGGCAUACACACAGACAGUUACUCACAAUUAUUAGCAAUGAAAAAGAAGAAACAAAUAACAAACUAGUCUAACUUAAAAUUUGCUGUAAAGAAACACUAAGAGUAGAAGAUUAAAAAGUACAUAGCAGAGUAAAAAAAUAUUGCACAGUGGGAAAAAAAAUUAACAGCGGAAGAGCCUAUUUACAUAACACACAAAACUACAAAAUGCAAUGUGCAUGAUAGUGCAGAAACCUCCAGAGGUAGCUAAGGCAUGUGCAAGUUACCUUAACAUUUGGGGAGAGAGUAAACGAUAAAUGACCCUUCACAAAGUUAGAGCAGCAUAUUUUUCAUUAUUACAGGAGAAAAUACAGUUGCCAAACUUACCCAGAGUCAUAGCUCUGUUGAUUCAUCCAU
This is a messenger RNA of Fundulus heteroclitus (mummichog), 5245 nucleotides long. It is a transcript of the gene nlrx1, whose product is annotated as NLR family member X1. Gene Ontology annotation, molecular function: protein binding. Lineage: Eukaryota; Metazoa; Chordata; Actinopteri; Cyprinodontiformes; Fundulidae. Gene Ontology annotation, biological process: negative regulation of canonical NF-kappaB signal transduction. Gene Ontology annotation, cellular component: mitochondrion. The record is from RefSeq and is a predicted model, not a curated record.